Molecule: messenger RNA, 857 nt
Organism: Microplitis demolitor
Lineage: Eukaryota; Metazoa; Arthropoda; Insecta; Hymenoptera; Braconidae
Gene: ND-19
Product: NADH dehydrogenase [ubiquinone] 1 alpha subcomplex subunit 8
Exons: 3
Coding region: 104-625 (173 amino acids)
Biological process (GO): mitochondrial electron transport, NADH to ubiquinone
Source: RefSeq, a predicted model, not a curated record
UCGAAGUAGGGGAGCUGCGAUCACACACUGGAUUUUUUUUGCUUUAAAAAAAAAAGAAAGAAAAAAAACAAGUAGAUUUGUUAAUUAAAUAGUAAUAAAUAAAAUGGUAGUAACUAAUAAAACUUAUAUACCUUCAGAAGAAGAAUUGACAGUACCAGAAAUUAAUUUGUCAUGGCCAGUUCUUCAUGCGGCUUCUUUUUAUAUGGGAAAAUAUUGCGAGGAUCAUAAUAAUGAAUUUAUGCUGUGCCGCAAAGAAUUGGAUGCUGUUCAAUGUGUCAAUGAAGGAAAAGCUGUAACAGCAUGUGCUCUUGAUUUUUUGAGGAAACUCAAACAAAAUUGCUAUCAAGAAUUUGAUCAGUACUACAAUUGUGUCUACCGAUCAAGUGCCAAUGUUUCUUUUAUGCCAUGUCGUAAUACACAAGAGGUUUUGGAUAAAUGCGUUUUCAAGCAUAUGAAUAUUGAACGACCACCGUAUGGUUACUUUUGUGAAGUUAAAGUUCAUGAUACCAAAAGACCUAAACCCGUUGAACAGUUGCCUGAAUAUGAACCGAUCGCGGCGAAAUUACCAGAAGGAGUUCCGAAACCACCAGCUAGAUUUGGUAGCAGAUGGUGGUGGGGACAAUAAAUAAUCGUUUUUAAUUAUUUAGAAAAAAUAAAAAAAUUAUUGCAAGUAAUCAAUUAUUGUUAGUCUUAAGUCUGUACAUCUUGAUAUCAAUUAUUUAUCAACAUUCAAGGUUUGUAUAUUAUAUUUUAUUUUUAUUUGAAAUUAACAUCAUCUAUUAUCGUUACUAUUAUUGUAAUCGUAUAUAUUUGUGUAUUGAGAAUUCAAGUUGUACAGGCGAAUAAAAUAAUUUAAA